AUGGCCUCGACAAACGCAGGCUUCCCGACGCCGUCUCAGCUUGUAGACAAGGUUCCGCUGAUCAAGAACCCUGGAUUCUGGAUUCCAAAGCCUGUGGAGCUGCCGCCCGACAUCCACCCUCUCCCAGAGGACGUGCACGCCUACUUCGUCUACCCACACACCCUCGAAGCGCACGUCCUAUCCACCCUGCCCUCCGCGCUCUCCCACCGCAAAGCCCAACACACCCAACGCCUCGCCCUCCUCGCGAGCUACGCCGAAUCAAAAGAGCGCGCGCGGAAGGCUAGGUUGAAUCAGGUUGCGCCGGGGUGGGAUGAGGGAGGAAAGGCGUUGAUGCCCGUGCAGGUUAGAAGGGAGACGGUGGUGCCUGCGAAGGAGGAGAAGCGGAGAAGGGAGACGGAGAAUUUGAUGGGCGGGUCGGACGAUGAGGCGGCGGCGGAUCGCGAGGACGGGAGGAAGACGCCCACGAGGCAGGGCAGCUUGCUUCGCGGCGGACAGUACGGCAGUCCGAAGGAGAUGGGACAAGAUACGAUGGACCAGAUGCAGCGGGACCAGCUGAAGGACAUGUUUGAGGGGCUGGAGAAACUCGACACAUCGCUCGGGUCGAGUGCGAACGAGUUGGGGCGGAGCGAUGUGGACGACUUGAUCUAG
This is a messenger RNA of Rhodotorula toruloides NP11, 648 nucleotides long. RefSeq lists its product as uncharacterized. The record is from RefSeq and is a predicted model, not a curated record. The transcript has 4 exons. NCBI's taxonomy places the organism in Eukaryota, Fungi, Basidiomycota, Microbotryomycetes, Sporidiobolales, Sporidiobolaceae. Bases 1 to 648 code for a protein of 215 amino acids.